UCUGCUUCCAUCGGAAGCCCUAAAAUCUCCUCUCCGCUACAGACUCGCGCCCUUUUUGCCGUUAAUCGAAUCUCAGAAACCUCAACCAUGGCGGCGGCGAACGAGCACACCGUCCUACAAUUCGCGACUCCGUCGUCGACAACCUCCAUCCUCACGGCGAGGAUCCACCCCCUCGUGAUCUUCAACGUCUGCGAUUGCUUCGUGAGACGUCCCGACUCAGCCGAACGAGUCAUCGGCACUCUCCUCGGAUCAAUCCUACCCGACGGAACCGUCGACAUCCGCAACUCGUACGCCGUCCCUCACAACGAAUCCUCCGAUCAGGUCGCUGUGGAUAUUGAUUAUCACCACAACAUGUUAGCUUCGCACCUUAAGGUGAAUCCCAAGGAGAUCAUCGUUGGCUGGUAUUCAACUGGUCUUGGGGUGAAUGGUGGUAGUGCUUUGAUUCAUGACUUCUACGCUAGAGAAGCCACUAACCCUAUUCAUCUGACUGUGGACACUGGUUUUACAAAUGGUGAGGGUGCUAUCAAAGCUUUUGUAUCUUCAAACCUUUCACUUGGUGAUCGUCAGCUAGCUGCACAGUUUCAAGAGGUUCCUGUUGAUCUCCGUAUGGUUGAGGCUGAGAGGGUCGGAUACGAUGUCCUCAAGGCAACAGCGGUUGACAAACUCCCAAAUGACAUGGAAGGAAUGGAGCUAACACUGGAGAGACUGUUGACUUUAAUCAACGAUGUCUACAAAUAUGUUGACAGCGUCGUGGAAGGUCAAAGACUUCCAGACAACAACAUAGGACGAUUCAUUGCAGAGGCAGUAGCCUCGCUUCCCAAAUUACCCCCGCAAGUCUUUGAUAACCUUGUGAAUGAUAGUCUCCAGGACCAAUUGCUUCUGUUGUACCUGUCGAGCAUAACAAGGACACAGCUGAGUCUAGCGGAGAAGCUAAACACAGCCGCUCAAAUGCUGUAAUUAAGCUUUUGAAACACAAGGUUUUGCUGAAAAUGAGGAAUGUUGCUUUUGGUUUCAAUGUUUUUUUUUUUUUUGACAAAAAGUUUGUGUAAGAUUCAGUCUCCGAGUAUGGAUGGUGUAGCGUCGUAAGACAUUCGGAUUCGAGAUACUAAAACAACACGUUGUGUUGAUAUAAAGUUCAGAACAAAACAAUAACACUAAAACAUACAACAACGUUCAUGGA
This is a messenger RNA of Brassica oleracea var. oleracea, 1180 nucleotides long. RefSeq names its product eukaryotic translation initiation factor 3 subunit F-like. NCBI's taxonomy places the organism in Eukaryota, Viridiplantae, Streptophyta, Magnoliopsida, Brassicales, Brassicaceae. Bases 88 to 957 code for a protein of 289 amino acids. The transcript is spliced from 6 exons. The record is from RefSeq and is a predicted model, not a curated record. Gene Ontology annotation, biological process: translational initiation. Gene Ontology annotation, cellular component: eukaryotic translation initiation factor 3 complex, eIF3m. Gene Ontology annotation, molecular function: translation initiation factor binding; translation initiation factor activity; metallopeptidase activity.